This is a messenger RNA of Colletotrichum spaethianum, 1059 nucleotides long. RefSeq lists its product as uncharacterized. The transcript has a single exon. The record is from RefSeq and is a predicted model, not a curated record. NCBI's taxonomy places the organism in Eukaryota, Fungi, Ascomycota, Sordariomycetes, Glomerellales, Glomerellaceae. The coding region runs from base 1 to 1059 and encodes 352 amino acids.
AUGCAGCUCAUCAAGUCUCUUGUCGGCCUCCUUCCCAUCAUGGGAAUGGCCUCGGCCGCUGCCAUCUCCUCAAGCGUCCCUGACCCAGCCGACCCAAUCCCGGCAUCCGUCUCCAGCGGUCUCAACAACCGGGUUGUCACUGCUGUCAUCGACAGCACCACCUCAGUGACCAAGACCGUCAAAACGACCGUCACCACCGAGAGCCGCACCAUCACUGCGACGGCUCGCACUACCGUUGCCACGGAGAACCUCGUCCUCACUUACACCCAGAGGACCACCGCCGCCACCCAGACUCUCGUCCUGACCUACACUCAGAGAACCACGGCCUCCACCAGUACUCUGGUCCUCACUUACACGUCGAGGACCACUGCAGCCACCGAGACUGUUACUCGCACUGCCCGUGCUACCGUCGAGGCCUCCGAGACCAUCACCUACACUCCAACAGUGACUGGCGAUGCCACGACCGUCCACUCGACCUUCACAGACGUCACCACGUUGCCCAGCACCGAAUACGAGACCAAGACUGAGGUUUCUACGGUCUUCCUUGAUGAAACCACGACGAUGCCCACCGUCGUCUAUGCCACGCAGUAUUCGACCGAGACUCGCGUCCAGACCGUCGAAGAGGUCACCACUAUUGGAAGCACCAUCUACACUACUGCUACUGCCAUCGUUGACACGACCAUCUACGACACCCAGGUUGCCGUCGUCGAGUCCACCCAGUACAACAUCGCCACGGUGCCGACUACCAUCUACACGACCGAGGUCAUCCCCACGACCUCGUACGCGACGGAGAUCAUCAACUCUACCAUCACCGCAGCCGUCACUGAGACUGCUACGGCUACGAUCACCCAGACGGCGACCGUCACGGACCAAUCUGUGUGCCUGUACAGAUUGGCUUACAUCACUCGCACCCAAACAGCAAGUGUUGCUCCCCGCUACUCCACGUACACGGUUUCGACCAUCACCUGCCUUGCUGCGGCGCCGACCUGCGACUCGCGCACUGGCAACUGCAACAAGUUUGCUCGCUUGGUUCUCAGCGCCGAGCCUACCCCUGCUUAA